AGUGAGAAAGAUGAUUGAAUUUGAUGUGUCUUCACAGAGUGAAUUAUUCAGUUCUCUGUCCUUACGCAACACAACAUCAUCCAUCACAUUAACAUUCACACUUACGUGUUUGUUGUACAUUGGAUGUUGGGUGUUGGAGUGAGUGAUGUCUGAAGGCUAUUCCUGCGGCUGCUCCGAUUCCGACUCUUCUUGCGGCUGUUGGUCCACCGCCGCCAGUGCCACCGCCACCGCCACUGCCGCAACCAGAUCUGAGGCUUCAACCGAACUCAGACUCUACAGAGCCUUCAUCUUCUGUGUCCCCAUCUUCUUCACUCUCAUUCUCCUCUUUCUCUUCUACCUCUUUUACCUCCGACCGCGAACCAGGCUCCAUUGGAUCACCAACUUUGGUCUUCCCAACGACCACAACCACAAUGCCAUAUCCACGGCUGAAUUGGGCUUGAACAAGGAACUCAGAGAGAUGUUGCCCAUUAUUGUCUACAAGGAAAGCUUCUCUGUCAAAGACACCCAAUGUUCAGUAUGCCUUAUCGACUACCAGCCAGAGGAUAGGCUUCAACAGAUACCUGCAUGUCGCCACACAUUUCAUAUGAGCUGCAUUGAUCUUUGGCUUACCACCCACACCACCUGCCCUCUCUGCCGCUUCUCCUUACUAACCAUAGCUAAAUCUUCCACACAUACAUCUGAUAUGCAGUCACAGUCACAGAACAAUGAAGAAGCACAAACCGUGGAAUUAUCUGAAUCAAGAUCUACUAUGCAUACAGAAACCACUGUCCUCCGAAAUGUCUCUGGAGAAGUUGCAAUCAGCGCUCCCUGCAUUGAUGUUGAAAGGCAAAAUGAGUAAGACAAUCAAUAAGAGCUAAAGAGAAGUGUGGCAUGAGAGAGACUCUUUCGGGUAAUUUAUUUUGCUUUCUUCAUAUUCAUUGCAAUCAAUGUUUGCACCUCAACUGAUACAGACACUGACAAAGCUAUAACAAGGUCUAUUUCUUCACUGUAUGGUUUAUUUACAAGGUAGCUUCGUCAGUUGGUGAAAGUUUUCUGUAUGAAUUAUCAGUUUGUUUUAAAAUUCAGUCAUGUAGAAGAUUGCAUGAAAUCAUCUAUUACACUAGACUUUAUACUAAAUUAGAGUUUGAUGGAAAACAUGUUUCUUAGUGUUUGAUGUUGGGAAUUGUUGUAACGAGAGAAACAGUGACAAGAUCUAAGAAUAUUGUGCUCAGCCUGAAUACCAUCAUAAAUUGAAAGUACUAGAGAUUCAUAGAGACAUAUCAUCCAUAGAGCUCCCCCGACUCAUAAGGAUUGGUAUUGAAUUUUGAUCCUUUAUCAUGUUAACUAAUCAAUAACAUUACCAAUGAGGAUUUUAUUUUAUUGACA
Vigna radiata var. radiata (mung bean) is the source of this 1365-nucleotide messenger RNA. Its product is annotated as RING-H2 finger protein ATL7. Bases 146 to 838 code for a protein of 230 amino acids. NCBI's taxonomy places the organism in Eukaryota, Viridiplantae, Streptophyta, Magnoliopsida, Fabales, Fabaceae. The transcript has 4 exons. The record is from RefSeq and is a predicted model, not a curated record.